AUGAUAAAAUUGUUAAUGCACAUACAAAUAAUCUACAUGGAGUUUGUUCCAGAAGGUGAAUCUUAUUCUAAAGUAGUACAAGACCUUAGAUCAUCCUGGACUGCACUAGCGGGUGAUUUCCUUCCUUUAGCAGUAGCAAAGAUGUUUCAAGUAAAUCUCACUAUAUUCACCACAAAAAAAGAUCAGCCAAUUAUAAACUUCUCCCCAAAUAUGGGAAUUCAAACCUCAUCUCCAAUAAAGGGUCAAUCUCCAGGAUACAAUCUAACAUAUCUAGCAGUACCAGGCCAUGGACAUUAUGAUUUAAGUGUGCCUUUUCAUGAGUCAACUGCAUCAUUCUCAAAGAAAAGUACCAAACCAAAAGAAAAACAACAUGUUUCACCAACAAAUGAAACGUUCAUGGAGAACCAAUCCGAGAAGAUAGAAGUUAUCCAAGAUGACAAGGAAAGUACCAAACCAACAGAAAAACAGCAUCUUUCACCAACAAAUGAA
Messenger RNA from Owenia fusiformis, 489 nucleotides. The record is from the annotation of a GenBank genome assembly. NCBI's taxonomy places the organism in Eukaryota, Metazoa, Annelida, Polychaeta, Sabellida, Oweniidae.